Lachancea mirantina is the source of this 831-nucleotide messenger RNA. The record is from the annotation of a GenBank genome assembly. Lineage: Eukaryota; Fungi; Ascomycota; Saccharomycetes; Saccharomycetales; Saccharomycetaceae.
AUGGACACAAUCCUUCUGAAUGCGCAGCAAAUCGAUGAACACCAUAUUUUCUAUCUCAUGGACGAAAAUCUGGUUUUGCGUCGCAAUUUGAUGGGUUUUGAAGUCGAAAUCUUGAUCGAUCAGUUUCUGGCGCAUCUGUUCAGAAUCCGGCAGGCUUCUAAUUACCAGCAAGACAUGGUUGACGCGGAAGCAGCAAGCUUCCAGUCUGCUAUGGACAUCCGAAUUCAAGCGCUCUGUGGUGUUCAUGGUGGCGACAGUGUCGCGUUAUGGAACCUGAGCAAAAAUGGAAGUGAAACGGAAGACUUCGAAUUACUCCAAGACUCAGAAAACUUCAGUGAAAAGCUCCAGACUGGCAUUAAGUCCAGGAGAGCGACAUGGGCGCGAUAUUUCAUGAAAAGAACCUUUCUGGAAUCACCAAAAACUCAACCCGAAAUGGCAUCUCUACAUUUAAAGAUACGAGAUCUGUCUCACCAAUCCAGAACACAGAAAUCAAAACUGGAAGCGCCUGGCAGCAAGAAUCAAAGCAGGUACAUAAGCUCUGUGCUGAGAACCCUAAAGAAAAAGAGCAUCUUGAUCGCCUUCGUCUCAUUUGCAAUCACAGCAGCACUCGUGACUAAAUUCAGCCCUUUUUCUGGGCUACUAUAUCGCCUCUUUGUGUCAGCAAAUAUUUAUCCCGAUUUGAGUGACGGCGGGCCAUUUCAGGACAAUAUUCUCCUAGAAGAUGAGGACUUCGAGAGUUGUACCCUUUACAACCUUUCAUCAGAGAUACCACAUGGAAACCUUUCCUUCAAAGAAAUGACAGCAUUUGUUGUAAGCGCGCCACACGCUUGA